AUGGCGAUGGAGACGGAAUCCGCCGCGAAACCCCUCCUCGGCCCUCCCGUCAUCCGCGGGGUUCACCCAUCGAGCGAUCCAGCCGCCGCCGACGACGGGGCCCCCGCGUCGCACCCGUUCCUCGACCUGCUCGACGCCGCCUUCAACGCCCCGUCCGCCGCCGAGAUCAAGGCAUCGCUCAGGCCGCGGCUGGCCCUCACGGAGAACUGCUCCGCCACCUACGCCAACUCCGGCAACCCCUGCCUCGACUUCUUCUUCCAGGUCGUCCCCGACACGCCGCCCGAGCGCGUGCGCGAUCUCCUCGCCGCCGCCUGGGCCCACGACGCGCUCACCGCCCUCAAGCUCGCCUGCAACCUGCGCGGCGUGCGCGGCACCGGCAAGUCGGACAAGGAGGGCUUCUACGCCGCCGCGCUCUGGAUGCACACCAACCACCCCAAGACGCUCGCCUGCAACGUCGCCGCGCUCGCCGAGUUCGGCUACCUCAAGGACUUCCCCGAGCUGCUCUUCCGCCUCAUCCACGGCCCCGACGUGCGCAAGGACGCCAAGGAGCGCGCCGCCGCCGACAAGACGCGCAGGAAGGAGAAGGACCUGAGCAAGCAGAGGGAGGGCCUCCGCGCCAGAUUGGCCAGCCGCAAGCGCGCCCGCGAAUUGGCUCCGCCCAAGCCCACGUUCGGCGACUACCUGUCCGCUGCUCUCUCCUCCAAGACCGCCAAGAUCAAGGCCGAGGCGGCCACAGAGAUCGAGCCCGCCGCGGAGGCGGCUGAGAAGGAACCAGAGGCGAUGGAGGUGGAUCAGAAGAAGGCGCCCAAGCGCAAGAUGUCCAAGAAGGUCCGGAGGGUGGCCAAGCUCGCCGUGCAGUCGCUCGAGACGUACUACGGCGACCGCGCCUACCGCUUCCUGUUCGACUCUGUCGCGGAGUUCUUCGCCGACCUCCUGGCCUCCGAUCUCGAGCAGAUGGCCGCCGGCGGGAAGACAAGGAAGAUCGGGCUCGCCGCCAAGUGGUGCCCCACGCCAGGCUCGUCCUUCGACUGCACUACGCUCCUCUGCGAGGCCAUCGCCCGCCGCCUCUUCCCGCGCGACUCCAACCCCGAGUACGCCCAGCUCUCGGACGAGCACUACACCUACCAAGUCAUCCGCCGCCUCCGCCGCGAGGUGCUCGUGCCGCUCCGCAAGAUCCUCGAGCUCCCGGAGGUGUACAUGAGCGCCCAGCUAUGGUCCAAUCUUCCCUACACCCGCGUCGCCUCCGUGGCCAUGAGGCGCUACAAGUCCCUCUUCAAGAAGCACGACGAGGUGCGCUUCGCCAAGUACCUCGAGGACGUCGAGGCGGGCAAGGCCAAGAUCGCGGCGGGCGCGCUCCUGCCGCACGAGAUCGCCGCCGCUGCCUACCGCGGUGAGGACGACGACGUGUCCGAGCUGCAGUGGCGGCGCAUGGUGGACGACCUCAAAGCCAAGGGGUCGCUGCGCAACUGCAUCUCCGUCUGCGACGUGUCCGGGAGCAUGCAUGGCACUCCCAUGGAGGUGUGCGUCGCGCUGGGCGUGCUCACGUCGGAGCUCAGCGAGAAGCCAUGGGCCGGCAAGGUGAUCACCUUCAGUGCAACGCCCCAGAUCCACCGGAUCAAGGGAAAGACCCUCAAAGAGAAGAUGGCGUUUGUGCAGACCAUGCAGUGGGACACGAAUACCAACUUCCAGGCGGUGUUCGACCAAAUUCUCCGCACGGCGGUGGAAGCUCGGCUGGCGCCGGAGAAGAUGAUCAGGACUGUGUUCGUGUACAGCGACAUGGAGUUCGACGAGGCGUCAGGGAGGGGCGGGUAUUACAGCUACGGGGCACGAGCGGCAGCGGGGCCGUGGGAUACUGACUAUGAGGUCAUCUGCAAGAAGUUUAGGGCCGCCGGCUACGGCGACGUGGUGCCCCAGAUCGUCUUCUGGAACCUGCGCGACUCCAAGUCCACGCCGGUGACGUCGACCCAGCCAGGAGUGGCCAUGGUGAGCGGCUUCUCCAAGAACAUGCUCAAGAUCUUCCUGCAGAACGACGGCGUGGUGAACCCUGAGGCCAUCAUGAAGACGGCCAUCGCCGGCGAGGAGUACCAGAAGCUGGCCGUGUUCGAUUAG
This is a messenger RNA of Lolium rigidum, 2109 nucleotides long. RefSeq lists its product as uncharacterized. The record is from RefSeq and is a predicted model, not a curated record. The transcript has a single exon. NCBI's taxonomy places the organism in Eukaryota, Viridiplantae, Streptophyta, Magnoliopsida, Poales, Poaceae. The coding region runs from base 1 to 2109 and encodes 702 amino acids.